AUGGCAACGCUCCAUGUUUUAUUACUAUCAAACAAUCAAAUACAUACCAUCGAAAGAGGGGCUUUCCAAGAUCUGGUGGCGGUGGAGAAGCUACGGCUAAACAACAAUCAGAUACGUCAUCUGCCCGAUCUUCUCUUCAGCAACAUGAUGAAUUUAAAACGCCUAGAUCUUAGCCACAAUCAGAUCGCCACUAUAGGACCGAAGACUCUCAGAGGAGUGUCCGCUCUCAGACAUUUACUACUUGACAAUAACGUAUUGACCUGUGUGGAUGAGGCUUCUAUACGAGAAUUGAAAGAUUUGGAAAUAUUAAUGCUGAAUAAUAAUAAACUUAUAACGCUCGGCAAGGAGAUGUUGAACGGCUUGUCGCAUUUGCGAACUUUGAAGCUUGCGGAUAACGCGUUCGCUUGCGAUUGCCAUUUAGCAUGGUUAUCGCGUCAUUUGAAGACUUAUCCUCGCCUAGGGCAACAUACACGAUGCGCAUCUCCGGCUCAUCUCAAGGAUCGCAAUCUCGCCGAUGUGCAGGAGCACGAGUUCAAGUGUUCGGGCCUGGUCGAGCGAACGGGAUCGGAAUGCAGCGCUGAGCCCCAAUGCCCGCAUCCUUGUAAAUGCGCUGAUGGGAUCGUCGAUUGCAGAGAGAACUCCUUGACGAAAGUGCCAACCCACCUUCCCGAGGACACCACUGAGUUGCGGCUGGAACAGAACGGCAUUACGGAAAUUCCACCAAAGGCUUUCUCGCCAUAUAGAAAAUUGCGAAGAAUUGACCUGAGCAACAACCAGAUAAAAAAGGUAGCAGCUGAUGCUUUCCACGGAUUGAAGUCCCUCGAAUCGCUGGUUCUGUAUGGCAAUAAAAUUACUGAACUACCAGCUGGUCUUUUCCAAGGCCUUACAAAUCUACAAUUAUUGUUACUGAAUGCCAAUGAGAUAUCAUGCAUACGAACAGACCUGUUCAAAGACUUAACCAGUCUCACCUUGCUGUCUUUGUACGACAACAAUAUACGUUCGUUAGCUAACGGGACUUUUGCCAAUCUGCGGAGCAUUAAAACACUGUUUGUAUUAAUUCACAGACAUUUGGCGAGGAAUCCGUUCAUCUGCGAUUGCAAUCUACGCUGGCUGAGCGCGUAUCUUCACGCGCAUCCUAUAGAGACAUCCGGCGCUAAAUGCGAAACGCCAAAAAGAGCGCAGAAACGGAAGAUCGAUUCGAUGCGGGACGACAAGUUCAAAUGUAAGGGUGACGAGGAACUGCUAACAAAAAGGGCUGGCGAGUGCAUUCUGCCUGGUGCUUGCCCCGCGCAGUGCACAUGCAACGGCGCGACAGUCGAUUGCUCUAACAAGAGAUUAACUGCAAUACCAAAGGAUUUGCCGCUUUACACGUCGACUUUGUUGUUGAGCAACAAUGAACUGGACAAGAUCAAAGCGGACGGCCUUUUUGAGAAGUUGCCGGAGCUGCAGCAUCUGGAUCUUAGGAAAAAUAAAAUCUCCCGCAUCGAGGCGUCUGCCUUUCAAGGAGCUCACAAUCUCACCGACCUGCUUUUGUCCGAGAAUAGGCUGCGAGAAGUGCACAACAAGAUGUUCUCCGGCCUACCGAGCCUUAAAACACUGAAUCUCCAUGGUAAUUCCAUUACAUGCGUUAUGCCAGGGUCGUUCGACGGAAUGCCGCACAUACGCGCCAUCAACAUGCAAGGUAACCCGCUAUCGUGCAACUGCUAUCUCGCGUGGUUCGCCGGAUGGUUGAGGAAACGAGAUAUAGCCGGAAUCACUGGUCGUUGUCACGAUCCACCACGAUUAAAGGAUGCCAUCAUCAAGGAUAUUCCGCACCACGAAUUCAAAUGCAACAACGACAGCGUGGGUUGCCUAGGCGACGAUUACUGCCCGCCUCAAUGUAAUUGCGCGGGUUCGGUGGUGAGAUGUUCGAGGUCUCAGCUUACAGAGAUUCCACGCGGGAUUCCACCGGAAACCACCGAGCUGUAUUUGGACGUGAACGACAUCAAGACGAUCCAACCGGAGAGGUUGAACCACCUGAGGAUUCUCACCAGACUGGAUCUGAGUAACAACCAGAUCGGAAUGUUGUCCAACGAUACCUUCAGGAAUCUCACGAAGCUGUCGCAUCUUAUAAUCAGUUACAACAAGUUACAGUGCGUACAACGAAAUGCUCUCGCGGGAUUGAAGAACCUGCGAAUAAUUUCACUACACGGUAACGACAUAUCGGUCAUCCCAGAGGGAGCAUUUGAGGAUCUCAAGUCUAUAACACAUCUUGCCCUGGGGUCCAACCCGCUUUACUGCGAUUGCAGCAUGCGAUGGUUGGCCGAGUGGGUGAAGAAAGAUUAUGUGGAGCCUGGUAUUGCCAGGUGCAUGGAACCUCCUGCGAUGAGAGACAAAUUGCUUUUGACAACACCGGCUAGUGCCUUUCUAUGCAAAACCAAGCAGCAGCCAGCCGAAGUCUUGGCCAAGUGCGACUUGUGUUACACCUCGCCAUGCGAAAACGGAGGAUUUUGUGAGGCGCUUCCGGACCGGCAGUUCCGUUGCAAGUGCACGCCAGGAUAUCACGGGGACCGGUGUCAGCAUAAAAUUGACGCGUGCUAUGGAAAUCCUUGCAGGAACUCCGGAACUUGCAAAGUACUGGAGGAAGGAAGAUUCAGUUGCGACUGCGCCCCCGGGUACAAGGGACUUCGAUGUGAAAGCAACGUCGACGACUGUGCCAACAACAGGUGCGCUAACAACGCAACCUGCGUCGACCUCGUACAGGCCUAUCGAUGCGACUGCACCCCAGGAUUCAUGGGAGAAUACUGUGAGGAGAAGAUACCAUUCUGCACAAAGGGUCACGACCCCUGCGAGAACGGAGGCCGAUGCGUCGACCACAAGACCCACUACAGCUGCGAAUGCCCAGUCGGCUUCACCGGCCUCAAUUGUUCCACAAACUUGGACGAUUGUGUCGAUCAUAUGUGCCAGAACGGUGCUACUUGCGUUGACGGCAUAAACAAUUACGAGUGUAAGUGCGCGGCGGAGUAUACAGGGAGAUACUGCGAGGCUGCACCCUCGACAGCCAUGCUGUAUCCACAGACAAGUCCGUGUGCCCACCACGACUGUCAGCAUGGUGCUUGCUUCCAGCCCGCUCCUGCCUCCGCCGCGGACUAUCUUUGCCAGUGCCAUCCCGGCUAUACCGGAAAACGAUGCGAGUACCUGACGAGUCUGAGCUUCGUGGACAAUAGCUCGCUGGUCGAGCUAGAACCGCUACGCACGAGGCCCGAAGCGAACGUGACCAUCAUAUUCACGACCACGCAGGAAAACGGGGUUCUUCUCUAUGAUGGACAAAACGACGGACACAUCGCCGUCGAGCUAUUUAAUGGGCGGGUCAGGGUUUCAUACGACGUGGGUAAUUAUCCUACCUCGACGAUGUACAGCUACGAGAUGGUGGCCGAUGGUAAGCCUCACAUGGCGGAGCUUCUGGCGAUCAAGAAAAAUUUCACAAUGAGGGUCGACCGGGGUUCCGCCAGGAGCAUCAUCAACGAGGGUCCGAAAGAGUACCUCAAGCUUGUCACGCCAAUGUUCGUCGGUGGCGUAGCGCCAGAAGUUGCUAAAGUCGCAUUUACCGACUUUCACCUUAGAAAUAUUACGAGCUUCCAAGGCUGCAUCUCCGAGAUGUGGAUCAAUCAUAAGUUGGUAGACUUCAGCAACGCCGCAAAGAUGCAUCGUGUUACUCCCGGAUGUGCCGCUAGCGAGGAAGAAGCCGAUGAAGCGAGAGAUAUUGUUGAAGCUGAGGGAAUUAACAAUAGUGGUAGUAACGAAGAGACCAUACCACAGGAGCAUAUACCUCGCGAACAUUCUGAUGUCAUCAUGCCGUUAAGUGGAUUGGUGCCUUCACAUGCGUGUAUCGGACAUGAAUGCAAAAAAGGAUCCCAAUGCAUACCGUCGCCUUACGGCAACAGCUAUUCUUGCCGAUGUCAAACUGGCUGGCAAGGACGAUACUGCGAGAAAGCACCAACCUGUCGCAAGGAGCAUACCAGGGAGUACUACAGCGAGAAUGGAUGUCGGAGUCGACGACCUGUGAAGCUUGCUAAAUGUUGGGGAAGUUGCGGCAAUUCCUGUUGUUUACCGCGGAAGACUAAGCGGCGCAAGGUUCGAUUAAUUUGCGCGGACGGCAUGCGGUACACUAAGGACGUUGACCUGGUGCGUAAGUGCACGUGUACUCGUAAAUGUUACUAGCCAGUCGACGCACCGCGGCCCGAGUCUCGUCGGCGCGCAUCGAGACGUAAAACGAGACCGAGAAGAAACCCCCGGAUCCGAAGCAGCACUCCCGAGCAUACUUCCACGUGUCCUCUGAGAUGACGAAAGGAACGACAGCGGGGGCGACGAGGGCAAGCACUACGACGUGCCCUCGGCAUCCCUAUGUGUGAGGCACGUGGAUGAGAAAGUGCGUGAGGAAGUGCAGGCCAAAACUAGAUGGACACACACAUAGCUGGCUCAGUGUGAUAUGUAUUAUUAAAAAAAGAAGAAGAGAGAGGGAGAGAGAGAGAGAGAGAGAGAGAGAGAGAGAGAGAGAGAAAAAGAGAGAAAGCGAAAGAGAGAAAGAAGAAGCAAAAGUAUAUUGUACGUAAUAUAUAGCUACGGACUAUCGAUAUCGAAGCAGUUAAACGUAUACUAGGUAUUAUUCGUAUAUAUAUAUAAUGACCCGAUAUAGGAUAUAUAACGACGAAACGCGGGCGAAAAGAAGGAUGGGCGCGAGCGCGCGCGGACAAUGUGUCCGUUAUAUAUUUGCGAUCGCGGACCGCGCACGCGGGCGCUUGCGUGUUCGUAAUGUUACGCACGAGUGCGUACGAUUACGCCGUUGAUUUAGCGCGGAAUGGACCUAACUGGUAAU
Messenger RNA from Cyphomyrmex costatus, 4855 nucleotides. RefSeq names its product slit guidance ligand (gene sli). The record is from RefSeq and is a predicted model, not a curated record. Lineage: Eukaryota; Metazoa; Arthropoda; Insecta; Hymenoptera; Formicidae. Bases 1 to 4200 code for a protein of 1399 amino acids. The transcript is spliced from 29 exons. Gene Ontology annotation, biological process: axon guidance. Gene Ontology annotation, molecular function: calcium ion binding; heparin binding; Roundabout binding.